AUGGCGCCGCGCUCGUCCGCCUGCCGCCGCGUGCUGGCCGUGCCGCGCGCCCUCGUCUCGCAGAACAAGCGGCGCUUCCAGCAGGACGGCUUCGACCUGGACCUGGGCUACGUGCACCCGCGCGUCAUCGUCAUGGGUUACCCAGCUGUAGGGGUCGAGUUCCUGUUCCGUAAUCCGAGGUCGGAGGUGCAGCAGUUCCUGGACGAACGACACGGAGGCGGCUACUUUGUCUUCAACUUCUGCGACGAGCCCAGUCGAUGUUACUCGCCAGAUAUUUUUGAGGGUCGAGUCAAGAGCUUCCCAAUUGAAGACCACAACGUCCCAACGUUCCAGAUGAUGUUUCUGUCUCGUAGAACCGAGUUUUGUGAAGAAGCAGCGGCGUGGCUUGAUGCCAACGAGAAACAUGUCGUGGCGCUGCACUGCAAGGCUGGAAAGGGACGAGCUGGUAUGAUGGCGUGUAUUCUGCUCUUGCGCAUGGGCUACGCUGCAUCCGCGACCGACGCGAUAGAUCGGUACAAUCGUGAGCGCGUACACGACCGGCGCGGUCUAACCGUCGUGAGCCAAAAGAAGUGGGUCAACUACUAUGCUGGUCUUCGUGCACAGUCAUCUUCUGGACCUGGAAACUCCAUUGAUGAGCCAACCUUCGCACUUCAGAAGCUGACUCUACGGAAUACACUGACCGCAGCGAAAUUACCCAAGUUACGACUGCGAGUCUAUACACUGGGCGCUAGCGGGUCUCCGAAAGCACUGCUCCAUCAAGAGAUCGGCUUCAACAACUUCGAGUUAGACGAGGAGAUCCGUGGAUGCGUCAUGAUCGAGUUCUACCGUGAACGAGUCAACGGGUGUAUGCGACGCAAGCACUUCAAGAUCUGGUUCAACACCUACUUCCUCAAUCCUGAUCAAGAUACUGGAAGGGUCAUCUUCUCUCGCUCUGACAUGGACUGGGUGGCCCGAGACAGCAAGUACAGGCGACUUCCAGCCGCAUUCGAGAUGGAGAUGACCGUUACCCGCUCGGACCAAAUGUAG
Messenger RNA from Phytophthora sojae, 1026 nucleotides. RefSeq lists its product as hypothetical. The transcript is spliced from 6 exons. The coding region runs from base 1 to 1026 and encodes 341 amino acids. Gene Ontology annotation, cellular component: cytosol. Gene Ontology annotation, molecular function: phosphatidylinositol-3,4,5-trisphosphate 3-phosphatase activity. Lineage: Eukaryota; Oomycota; Peronosporomycetes; Peronosporales; Peronosporaceae. Gene Ontology annotation, biological process: dephosphorylation. The record is from RefSeq and is a predicted model, not a curated record.